AUGCAUGUACUGACCAUUGAUGCCAUGAUCAACCAGACCUGCCAGGAACAGUUCAUCUUGCUGGGCUUCUCAGACAGACCGAGGCUGGAAUCCAUCCUCUUUGUGUUUGUUCUCAUCUUCUACCUGGUGACUUUAGUGGGCAACAUCAUCAUUAUCUUAGUUUCCUAUCUGGACCCCUGCCUUCACACCCCCAUGUACUUCUUCCUCACCAACUUGUCCUUCCUUGACCUCUGCUUCACUACCAGUUCCAUCCCUCAAUUGCUCUUCAACUUAGGAGGCCAGGACAAGAGCAUCAGUUACAUUGGCUGUGCAGUCCAGCUGUUCAUGUUUCUUGGACUGGGAGGUACUGAAUGUGUUUUGCUGGCCGUCAUGGCUUAUGACCGCUUCACUGCAAUCUGCAAGCCCCUUCACUACUCAGUCAUUAUGCAUUCUCAGCUCUGCUGGAAGUUGGUGUCUGUAGCCUGGAGCGUGGGACUCCUCAACUCCCUGGCCAUGUCUCCUGUGACCAUGAGGCUGCCACGAUGCGGCAGAUGCCAGGUGAGGCACUUCCUCUGUGAAAUGCCAGCCCUGAUAAAAAUUGCCUGUGUGGACACUGUGGCUGUGGAAAGCACUGUUUUCAUUUUAUCAGUGAUAAUCGUGCUGGUGCCCUUGACUCUCAUCCUCAUUUCUUACAGCUAUAUUGCUCUGGCAGUGAUGAGGAUCAAGUCGGCCUCAGGAAGGAGAAAGGCCUUCAACACCUGUGGGUCCCACCUCACCGUCGUCUCCUUGUUUUAUGGGAAUAUCAUCUAUAUGUAUAUGCAACCUGGACACAAGGCUUCUCAGGACCAAGGGAAAUUUCUUACCCUCUUCUACAACUUGGUAACCCCCAUGUUAAACCCUGUCAUCUACACGCUGAGAAACAAGGAUGUAAAGGGAGCGCUGAAGAGGCUUGUGACUAGGAAAUAA
Mastomys coucha (southern multimammate mouse) is the source of this 945-nucleotide messenger RNA. Its product is annotated as olfactory receptor 2W3-like. NCBI's taxonomy places the organism in Eukaryota, Metazoa, Chordata, Mammalia, Rodentia, Muridae. The coding region runs from base 1 to 945 and encodes 314 amino acids. Gene Ontology annotation, molecular function: G protein-coupled receptor activity; olfactory receptor activity. Gene Ontology annotation, biological process: G protein-coupled receptor signaling pathway. The transcript has a single exon. Gene Ontology annotation, cellular component: membrane. The record is from RefSeq and is a predicted model, not a curated record.